This is a messenger RNA of Paramisgurnus dabryanus, 780 nucleotides long. Lineage: Eukaryota; Metazoa; Chordata; Actinopteri; Cypriniformes; Cobitidae. The record is from RefSeq and is a predicted model, not a curated record.
UCCCAUAUGUCUCACUGCGCUUUUAAGUGCGCGUGUGUGUGUGCGCGUGAGAGAGAAAGAGACUGCAGCAGCACUUCCGCUCUGGGAGACACGCGCGUCCACGGACACAAACCGACACAAAGAGAGAUCGGGAGCAUGUCGGAUGAGGACUCGCGCGCCAGCUCUAGUUCAUCCUCCUCAUCCUCCUCCACCCAUCAGCAGCAAGAUAAAGACACGCCUGGGAAAAAGAGAGACAAUAAAGUCAACAUGAGCAAGACCUCAAAGCUUCUGUCCACCAGCGCGAAGAGGAUUCAAAAAGAGUUGGCUGACAUCAUGUUGGACCCUCCUCCAAACUGCAGUGCCGGUCCAAAAGGAGACAACAUCUACGAAUGGAGGUCCACUAUUCUGGGUCCUCCAGGUUCAGUGUAUGAAGGAGGAGUGUUCUUCUUGGACAUCGCUUUCACACCAGACUACCCCUUUAAACCACCCAAGGUGACAUUUCGCACCAGAAUCUAUCACUGUAACAUCAACAGUCAGGGUGUGAUCUGUCUAGACAUCCUGAAGGACAACUGGAGUCCAGCGCUCACCAUCUCCAAAGUGCUCCUGUCUAUCUGCUCGCUGCUCACAGACUGUAACCCCGCUGAUCCUCUGGUAGGAAGCAUCGCCACGCAAUACACAACCAACAGACCAGAACACGACAGAAUAGCCAAACAGUGGACCAAACGUUACGCCACAUAAUUCACUCCAGCCGCGUGGCCUCCUGGUGGAUGUCUGGGGGAUGAGGGAGGGAGGGAGGGGGGU